ACUAAGUUACGAUCAUGGUCCUCCACAAGCACGUCAAAUCCAAGAUUCUUCCAAAGAAUCGACAACAUACUGACGCAUCAAAAGAAAACCAGUCGUUACACUCUCUUGCUUACAGCUCGCGCUAUGCAACCACCGAUGUCCCAAAGACAGAGAUUCCACAAAAGCCUGCUGGAUCAACUACUGCCUAUCAGCUUAUUCACGACGAACUUGAUCUUGAUGGCACACCUGCUAUGAAUUGCGCUAGUUUUGUCCACACCUGGAUGGAACCCGAGGCAGACAAGCUUAUGAUGGAAAACAUAUCAAAGAACAUGUCCGACCAAGACGAGUAUCCUGCUACAAUGCGAAUACAUGGACGCUGUAUAUCUAUGAUCGGAAAUAUGUGGAAUGCCGAAAAUGCAAUUGGUACUGCCACCACAGGCUCUUCUGAAGCCAUCAUGCUUGGUGGGCUAGCUCUCAAGAAAAGAUGGCAAGCCCGUCAAAAGAAAGCCGGGAAGGACACGUAUCAUCCGAAUAUUAUCAUGGGAAAUAAUGCUCAAGUUGCACUGGAGAAAUUUGCACGCUUCUUUGAUGUCGAAGCACGUCUUAUUCCUGUUUCUGAUGAAAGCCAUUAUGCUCUGGAUAUCAAAAAGGCUGUUGAAGCAUGUGAUGAAAACACGAUUGGAAUCUUUGUUAUUCUUGGCUCAACUUACACUGGCCAUUUUGAGGAUGUUAAGGGUCUUUCAGAUCUUUUGGAUGCCUAUCAAGAAAAAACAGGAAUUGAUAUACCAAUCCAUGUGGAUGCUGCUAGUGGUGGAUUUGUGGCACCUUUUGCCUUUCCUAAUCUCGUCUGGGACUUUAAGAUUCCACGAGUAUCAUCUAUUAACACUUCUGGGCACAAGUACGGUUUAUGCUAUGCUGGCAUAGGUUGGAUUCUGUGGAAGUCAGAGGAAUAUUUGCCCAAAGAACUCAUUUUUGAGUUACACUAUCUUGGUGGCACAGAAUAUUCGUACACCAUCAACUUUUCUCGUCCAGCAUGUUUUAUGAUUGGACAAUACUACAACUUUUUGCGUCUUGGAGUCGAAGGCUUUACAAACGUUGCUAAUAACGAUUUGAUAAAUGCACGUGAAUUUGCGAAAGGAUUGGAAGAUUCGGGCUAUUUUGACGUUGUGUCAGAUCUCCAUCGUCCCAAAGGUGUCUUUGGCUGGAAGGAAAAGUCGGGGAUUUCAAAGGCAAAAGAAGUCGUUAGUAAGGCAGGAGUCAUUGAUUACAACCCUCAUUUGCCUGUCGUGUCAUUUAAGCUCACUGACGAGUACAAGAAAAACUGUCCGCAUGUAAAGCAAGGUGCCAUAAGCACAUUGAUCCGUACCAAAGGCUGGAUUGUCCCCAAUUAUCCUCUACCUCCAGAUGCCGACUCGAUUGAGAUCUUACGUGUUGUCGUGCGUGAAUCUUUGUCAAAAGAUAUGUUAACUCUUUUGUUGGAAGAUAUAGUAGAGGCAACCAAGAGAUUGGCCAAUGUUGAAAAUGCAGUCGAGUCCUUCUAUCUCACAUCAAAUAUUCACGUUGGUAUCGGAAAGGAUGCUGAAAUUCCGUCGAAUAACAAUACUUAUUCACGCCCUUGUUAAAUAAAUUUGUACAUAUCGAAAAUUAAUAAUAAAAAGAACAUUACUUGGCUAUAUUUAAUACUUUUAU
Messenger RNA from Phycomyces blakesleeanus NRRL 1555(-), 1668 nucleotides. RefSeq lists its product as hypothetical. The coding region runs from base 15 to 1601 and encodes 528 amino acids. NCBI's taxonomy places the organism in Eukaryota, Fungi, Mucoromycota, Mucoromycetes, Mucorales, Phycomycetaceae. The transcript has 4 exons. The record is from RefSeq and is a predicted model, not a curated record. Gene Ontology annotation, cellular component: cytosol. Gene Ontology annotation, molecular function: pyridoxal phosphate binding; glutamate decarboxylase activity. Gene Ontology annotation, biological process: L-glutamate catabolic process.